AUGAAGAUCAUCAGAGUUAGUUUGAUGCCUCCCUCAAAAAAAGGAGACCCUCAAGUAAAAUACCUAAAAUUGCCUCUACAGAUGAUCUACAAAUUCAGCCAACUACCAUUAACAGCUGAAUCUUGGCUUUGGGAGAAAGAGCAAUCACAUAGACUUUUUAACUUCCAUGAUGGAUACCGUAUCUAUGACAGUAUUUUAGAAAUCGUAGGUUCAAGCUUGAUAGUGAAGAAAGGAUAGUCUGACAUCGAGAUUAAAAAGGCUUCUACUUACUUCGACAAGCAGAAUCACAUCACUGACUAAGAGGACGGAGAUGAUCAGCAAAAGAAAGACAGCAAACUUGCCAAUGUGAUAUUCAAUGAUGGUGAAUACUACUUAUACGAGCCUCAAAACAAGGAUGCCUCGAAGUUCAACAUCAUCGAUAAUCAUCUUUGGCUAAUUACAAAAUUCAUGCCUAAUAAAACCAUUGAGGUUAAGGAAGGUGAUGUGAUAAGAUUCGGAAGGAUACCAUUUAAGAUUGCCAAGAUGCAAUUAGACGAUAGUGAUAAGAAUGAUUAAUCCCUAAACUACUCAGUGUCAUAAGAUAUUAGCAAUAAUGACAUACCGAUUAUACAAUUGCCUGGAGGAGGGAAUGACCAUAGUAAUCUAGAUAUUUCAGCGAAUAAUCUCUUGCCGCAUCCUUUGAGAAAUCUCUAUCAGAAUCAUUCUAACAUUACUAAUAAUGGUAACGUCACUACAUACUUGGAGGAUAUGAGUUUUCAUGAUAAUCUGCAAUUAAGAGGUGAAUAGCCACCACCUUAACUAGCAGGUGAUAACUCUCCUCAAAUUUCAUUUUUAAAAGGAAUAAAAAGACCUAAUGAUAAAAACACUGGUGGACUAAAAGACAAUUUGAAAGGAGGUCUCGAAAGUGGUAAAGCUUGCAGGAUUUGUUUGGAUGAUACUGAAGAAGAAGGAAAUCCAUUCAUUACUCCUUGCAAGUGUGCUGGUUCAAUGAAAUUCAUUCAUUUAUAAUGCUUAAGAGAAUGGCUAGAUUCAAAAAAAGUACAAUAAAAGCUGGAGGGUGUCUAUUCCUAUUAUUGGGAAGAGCUGGUCUGUGAACUAUGCAAGGAACCUUUAGCACUAAAUAACAUUAGUGUUAGCAAUAAGAAUAAAACAUACUACUUACUAAAUUUCAAAUAGCCUAAAAACAAGAAAUUCCUCGUGCUUGAAUCUGAUAUCGAGUGUCUGUCAAAGGCUAUCCAUGUAAUUGUCUUCUCAGUUAAGCCUGAUUUCUUUGUGGGAAGGAGAAUAAAUAAUGAUAUAACCGUUUCUGAUAUUAGUGUCUCAAGAAACCAAGCGUCAAUUAAACUUAAAGAUGGAAAGGUCAUUGUCGAGGAUUGUGAGUCUAAAUUUGGAACUUUCGUAAAGAUUUAAGGGCCAAUUUAAGUCCCAAGAAUAGGUAGGCUGCCAAUUCAAAUUGAAAAGAAGUGCUUUUUUGUCAGACUUGAAAAUAGAUUCUCUUGCAUGUAAUCAUGUUUCUUGUCCUGUGGACUGCUUAAAAACCAGGAGCUCUAUGAUCAUUAUAAGGAUGUCAAGGAUAAAUUCCCUAAGGAGAUAGAGCAUUACUUCGUACCGAAGUUGAACUAAGUAGAAAAGAAAACAGCACUAUUGAAUCCAAAUAAGAAUUACAAUAGAAUCAUAGAUGAAUCAGUCAUCACUCAGAUGACUAAUCAGGGUAAUGUGACGGAGAUGAGAAAUAAGAGUCCAGAUAUCCCAGCUUAAAUUAUUAAGCAAAAUCAGCCGAUUCCUGAUUCUAGGUAGCAACAAUAAAACUCAAACUAAUAAGUGAGUGAACCACUCAAUGAAGACAAAUUCUCAAGAGGUAUGACUGGUGCAUCAUCAGUUGGGAAUAGAUUAAACGGCAAGGGUUAGGGUCAUUAGAAGCAUAACUCAAACCCCUUUCUAAACUUAAAUCAAAAAUAAGCAGCUGCAUUAAUGAAUGAAAUGACUAUGCAAUAAAAUAAAUUGCCGCCAAUAGAAGGCAAAGGUGGGAUUUCUAGACUGCAAGUGAACAAUCCUCAAAUGCAGUCUCAGAGUUAAUAUGGUUUUGAAACUGUUUUUGAAAGCAAUAGAAUGAUGCCUUAGUUUAACUAAAGUAACAUCGGGCUUGAUGAAUCAAGAAUGUCUUAGCACUCUUUGAUGAGAUCAAUGAAUGACAAUCUCUCUAAUUCCUAGAAUUUCUUACGAAGUAUGAUGAAGCAAAACACGCUUCAGGGUAUCAAUGAAAUGGACCAAGACAACAUUAACGAUAACGAUGCAUCUUUUAAUGAAAUCAAUGGCAAUAACAUUCCAGAAUAUGAUGAUGAAGAAGGUGAUGAGGAAGAGGAAGAUAACGACUAUCAAGAUUCAAGUGCCUAGUAGUACCAGCAUCAAGCAGCCACUAAGAUUAAGCAGAAAAAUCAUGAGUACUAUAACGAAAUAAGCAAACUAAACUAAGACAGUGAGAGAUCAGAAAUCGAAGUUUUAAGAAACAAACAAUAAAACCUGAUAAAUCCUACUAAUCAAAGGCAGAACAACAAUCACUCCACUCCUCAGCUAAAUCUUAAUGGAGCAACUGUUAUUCAAGAGAAUGAAAAUAAUCUUGAUCAAAUGUACAGCCUAAGAGAGCUUGAUGAAGAAUACAAGAACGAGUCUUAAGAAAUGAGAUUAUCUAAUGGAGAAAGAGCUGAUGUAAGCAUUUCAGCCAUUGGAAAAACCUUGAAUUCUGGGGAUAAUAGUUAUAGAUUCAAUAAGGUCAUGAUUCUGAAUAAAGAUAUUUUGAAUAUGGAAGGAGUUGCUGUUGGUGGCGAUGGCGAAGAUAGCAGGACUAACUCAGUCCGAUUACUUGACAUGAAGGACGCUUACAACUAGCACCAAAAUGAGGACUAUAAUGGUCGCAAAAAGAAGAAAUCAGUGAGAUAGAGAUAGAAGAAAGAUCAUUUCUAAAGUAAAGUAACGAAUUAAGGGAGUUUCAUUCAGGUGGACGAGUAAAAAAUGAAUCAUAAUUUAGAAUACAAUCCAGCCCUUGCUGCAGCUCAGAUUAUGAGCAUAGAUAGUGACAGGCUUGAGGGAAGUAGCAAGGUCUCUAUUUCAUAGUAUAACAAUAUUAUUGAAGGAAAUGAAGGCGGCAUAGAAAAUUAAAAUAACUUCAGAAAUCUGAAGAAAAAGAUGGAUAAGAAUAGUAACUACAACAGCACUAACCUCAAGUCAUUUAGAAACGUAGCUGAUGAUAACAAAUUUGCUCUCACAUUAGGCUAUAAAGAUGGGGAGGAAGAGUCGGAAAGGUAAAAAUAAAUGAGUCAACAAAAAUAAUUAUGA
This is a messenger RNA of Stylonychia lemnae, 3333 nucleotides long. NCBI's taxonomy places the organism in Eukaryota, Ciliophora, Spirotrichea, Sporadotrichida, Oxytrichidae. The record is from the annotation of a GenBank genome assembly.